AUGCUGGUUCAAAAUCCUACUUUACCAUGGUUUGCAGUCACUGGUGAUUAUUGUCCAUCCUCUUCUACUCAAUCUGCUCAAACCCAACAUUUCGCACAAGUUUUUGGAUUGUCUGUGCCAAUCAGAAGAGUACUGAGUCCCAAACAGUCACUAACCCACUCUCAUUUUGCAUUAUUUCCAACUUGUCAAAGUGUUGACACUCAAAGUCGUCAUCAAUUGAGCUCUGGAGAUCACUGUUCAAAUAUCAUUACACCUGUAAUCGUCACUAUGCCUCGUCACUCACGUUCAAAUGGAAACCAGGAUAUAGAUCUACCAGUUUUCACAGAACCACUUGGUCCAAUUGCAACUGGAUGUAAACGUGAUGCUUCUGCACUGUCAGCAAAUUGUACUAUCCCCCCUAUUACGACAACAGCUAACAUCCCAUUGGAUACUAACGAUCAGUGCACUAUUUAUCUCCCACCAAAACCUAAAGAAUCGGAGAGAAUGAUGCAUAUUCAACGGUGGGUGAAUCAUCUUCCUUGGAAUCUAAAUAAUGUGUGCGAUGCCUCUGGUCGGUCUCAUGUACCCUAUCCCAUUCCUGUUCGUUCUCACAUAGACGAUGAUCGUGAAUUAACUCCCCCUCCUGGUCGAACUUACUUAACUAGAUUACCAUUUACACCCGAAGAACAACAAGCCAUGGUCCGAUUCUUUCCUUCCCAUACAAGUCAGUUUCGGCACCAGCAUCAGGCACACGCUAUUCCGGAUCCCCAACCUAGGUAUCAUACCUUCCCGAAUCAUUGUCCGAAUCAACAAACAUCCAAUAAUCAUCAAUUUUCUUCAUCCCAGAGACCUAGUCAAGAAGCCUGUAAUGUCUUUCCUUCCGUUAGAAAUAUUCCUGAGUAUGUCAAUGAGAAUAACCGAAAACGUGGACAAGAAGAUAUCGGAGGUAGUCGGUUAUUUGCAGAUUGGGAGACCAGACUAAUUAGCCGACUUUUUAAAGAGUUCUUCCAUGGAAAUCCUAAACCUAAUGGUGUAUGCGGUACACUGCCUUCUCUUAGUGAAGUUCGAUCUCGUAUAGCUUCUUCACGAUUGAAAGAAACAAGAACAGCUACAGCUGUCAGAUCCAAAAUUCGUCGAAUGCAAUCAUCCGGUACAUGGUUAAAGUAUCAAUGAUAACUGUAUUUUCC
Molecule: messenger RNA, 1166 nt
Organism: Schistosoma guineensis
Lineage: Eukaryota; Metazoa; Platyhelminthes; Trematoda; Strigeidida; Schistosomatidae
Source: the annotation of a GenBank genome assembly